AUGCUUUUCAGAGUCCAAUCGCUUGCGAGAGUUGUCGACAACGGAAGAGAAGGUGCGACAGGAAGUUGCCAUUCUGUCUCCAAUGCAGCCACGAACCCGGCAGGUGUCAGUAUCCUGAGCAGAGCAAGAGACAACAACAGAGGAAUUCCUAAUGGAUAUCUGAACAAACUCGAGACUCGUCUGGCAGAAACCGAGGCUGCCCUGUUCAAGGUCCUUUCCGGGCAUCUAGACAGCCAGACGUAUGAAUCAGCUUCAUCGCCCGCUUUGUUAUCACAAGCAGCAUGGACGCCUAGGCAGAACAAGGUCGACCGCGUCAAGGAGUGGGAUGGUCUUCCCUUGCAGACUCCCAACGACAUCCAAGCUUGGUAUCGGGCCAAAGCCACCGAAACCAAUGAUGUGAUUACGGACUUGCCGGCCGCAAGCCCUCAGUCGCUCAUCUCAUCGGUUUCUGACCAGCUCGUGAUUCCUCCGUCUUCUCAACGGUCGAUGUCGAAUCCGCAUGUUGCCAACGACAUACCAAUCGAGCCACAGUUCAUGGAGCCCAUGACUCCCGUCAACACAAGCCGUGGUGCUAAUGGAGGAGUUUCCGAAAGCCACAGCAAGGCCAAGGAGCUGUCGAAGUCGCAGCACAACAUCUACUUCUGA
This is a messenger RNA of Colletotrichum karsti, 645 nucleotides long. RefSeq lists its product as uncharacterized. The transcript has 4 exons. The record is from RefSeq and is a predicted model, not a curated record. Lineage: Eukaryota; Fungi; Ascomycota; Sordariomycetes; Glomerellales; Glomerellaceae. The coding region runs from base 1 to 645 and encodes 214 amino acids.